Molecule: messenger RNA, 627 nt
Organism: Copidosoma floridanum
Lineage: Eukaryota; Metazoa; Arthropoda; Insecta; Hymenoptera; Encyrtidae
Source: RefSeq, a predicted model, not a curated record
CGAAGAUACGUUUAACGUCUACCACCGUAGUAAAUUUUGAGAAAAAUGAAGGCUUUCGUUUGCAGUUUUGCCAUUCUCCUCGUAGCAAUUUGCUUGUCAUGUGAAGCUAAACAUGAAGCAUUUAAAGAGUGCAAGGCCGAAGCUGGAAUAACAGAUGAAAUAAAAAAAGGACAGAAACCAAAUUUAGAAGAUCCCAAAGUUAAAUGCUUCAUCACUUGUAUGGGCAAAAAGUUCGGAAUGAUUGUCGACGGCAAAGUUGAUGCUGAAAAAUUGAUUGAAAAACUCUCUAAAAAGCAGGAGUUAGAUAAUGCUAAGAAAGAAAUUGUGAAGGGUUGUGCUGAAGAAGCCAACAAAGUAUCUGACUGUGAAGUUGGUCCAGCUCUUGUCAAAUGUCUUAAGGAAAAAGGAAUUAAUUUAAAAGGAAAAAAUGCGGAAGGAGAAAAUAAAGAAUAGCUCCUUCAUUCAAAAUAUUUAGACACCACUGCUAAUUGAUUGGCAUAUCGCUUUAUCAAACUCUACUCUCCUGCUUUUAUUUAAAAAUUUAUGUUACAUUUCUGUUAUACUUUCGUAAUUAGGUCAAUACAAGGUUUUACGUUGAUCUAAAAUAAAGUUUUCUUAAAAACACUA